This is a messenger RNA of Labeo rohita (rohu), 1702 nucleotides long. Its product is annotated as actin-binding Rho-activating protein-like. The record is from RefSeq and is a predicted model, not a curated record. NCBI's taxonomy places the organism in Eukaryota, Metazoa, Chordata, Actinopteri, Cypriniformes, Cyprinidae. The transcript has 2 exons. Bases 115 to 621 code for a protein of 168 amino acids. Gene Ontology annotation, molecular function: actin binding. Gene Ontology annotation, biological process: positive regulation of Rho protein signal transduction.
CAGAAAAGUAUCUACUGCUGAACUUGUAAUGUAUCCACUUCCAUCGCUGUUACAGAAUGACAGCCAUCCUCAAGAAGCCAAACAAGGGCGCCUGUGUUGUGCCAACAGCGAAGCAUGCUGAAAACAUGUUGUGAGCCAAAGGUCACCAUGGAGACAGAAGAAGCACCUGCGCAGCCAAAUGAUGACAGGGCGGAGACCUGCACCGUAUCCGUCAAAGGUCUAACAGAGAACUGGCAGAAAUGGUCCAGCGACCACAGCGAGUAUCAGAAACACAAUCCCUUCAGCAACGGCAAAGUGAUUCCCCCGCAGAUCCAGCGAGGACAGGAGGGCUACGGCAGGCCUUUAGAGGGCUCCAAAACAGAGCAGAGAGGAAAAGACGCCCAUUCCCACAUCAGCAGAGAGGUCACAGAGCUCUGCCAGGUGAUUAAGGAGAUUGGAGAGAGCGGGGACGAUGGCAGGACGACUGUGCGGUUCGGGGCGCUGUUUGAGAGAUACGUCACCAUCUCUAAUAAACUAGUGGGAGUUCUGCUGCGAGCACGCAAACAAGGGCUGGUGCACUUUGAAGGAGAGAUGCUGUGGCAGGGGAGAGAUGAUGGAGUACUCAUCACCUUGUUACAGUGAUUUACAGCAGUGAUGGACACAAUGUGCCUGUCUGUCCAACAUUGCUUUAUAGACAGGGGUGCACAUAAGUGGUACACAGGUGUGCAUGCACGAUCAAAAUAAAAAAUGUGCUGUGUAAAUAAGUUCUAGGUGCUCAUUUGCAUACUGACAUGGUUGACAGCUGUUAAUGCACAAUUACCAUUUUAGAUUGACAAACUGUAAUAAGAUUAGUAUAAGAUUUAUAUUAUAUCGAACAGAAAGCAUCUGUACUAUCCGCUGCCAUUUUCAAAGCACAAUGCAAAACUGUGACAUUUCAUUCACUGCGCUCUUCAAUCGGCAGCGCAUAUACUUACUUGCUGGCAACCCACCAAAAUAAAAGCUUGCUGAUUUUAAGUUUGAAAAUUAUGAAAAUUCAUAUUUAAAAAGGGGGAAAUAUUAGCAUUUUAUGCAUAAGUUCACUAUAAAUUGAUUAUAUUUUUAUUUAAUUAAAUUAUAUAAGCACUACCACACUUUAUUAUUUUGUUUAUUUAAAAAAAAAAACUAAAGAAAUAAAGUGCAAUAAUAUUAUUAUCACUAUUAUAAAUUUUAUUUAAUGUUAUAUUUAGUGGGUCACACUAUGUGCAGUGUGAUGACCAAACCAAAUUUCCCCUAUGAGAACUAGGCUGAAAAACUUAUGUGCACCCCUGUUUGUAGACAUCCAUUUACUUGAACAUGGGUUUGGAGUCAGUUUUUCAGCCAAGAAAUUUAUGCUAAUGAGAUUUAAACUGAGUGUACUGAAUUUAAAUGUAGCAAACUGGUAUACUGGUGUUAUUUUUUCAAGGUGAAGUGUGUAGUUUCUGUACCAGAAUAGAAAAAAACAAUGGUUACAAAACACUCUUGUCUGUCAUUGGUCAACCAAACAGGUAGGCCCGCCCCCUCUCAUACCAUUGGUUAAGUCAAUGCUGCUAUUAGGGGCUCCUAAAAAAACAGAACAAUAAGGCUUACACUUUGUUCCUGCUUAAAAACAUCUUAAACCAGUCUGAAAAUGGUUUGUUGGUUAUAGUUUGUCUCCCAGCCUGGUCAGGCCGGUCUACUUACUGGUUUUCAAGGGGUUUUGGGCAUU